Aureobasidium namibiae CBS 147.97 is the source of this 1461-nucleotide messenger RNA. RefSeq lists its product as uncharacterized. Gene Ontology annotation, cellular component: cytoplasm. Lineage: Eukaryota; Fungi; Ascomycota; Dothideomycetes; Dothideales; Saccotheciaceae. The transcript is spliced from 3 exons. The coding region runs from base 1 to 1461 and encodes 486 amino acids. Gene Ontology annotation, molecular function: zinc ion binding; ubiquitin protein ligase activity. The record is from RefSeq and is a predicted model, not a curated record.
AUGUCUCAAAACACCGAAGCCUCCCAGACUGCUCAAGAGUUUAUUGCAAGUCAAUUGCAGCUCGAAGCCGACGCGCGCGAGGCUCUCCCAUAUCAAUUCGACACCUGCACAAAGCCUCUCGGUCCACUCAGACAGGCCAUCUUUGCUUGUCUGACAUGUAAUCCGCCACACUCCUCAGACGACAAGUCCCACACCCCCGCCGCCGUCUGCUACUCGUGCAGCAUCUCAUGUCACGGCGAACACGAACUUGUCGAACUCUUCACCAAGCGCAACUUCGUAUGCGACUGCGGUACCACCAGAGUGCCCUCAUCCGCUCCAUGUACUCUACGCAUCGACGAGUCCACAUCCCAGAAGGGUAAUGUGACCGGCGAAACUCCCCAUGAGAACAACAAGUACAACCACAACUUCUCUGGUCGCUUCUGCGCAUGUGGUGAACCGUAUGAUCCAGAGAAAGAGAAGGGUACCAUGUUCCAAUGCUUGGGUCUGGGUACGGUACAAGAUGGUGGCUGUGGAGAAGAUUGGUGGCACCCUGAGUGUCUGAUGGGCUUGCCGAGACCUCAACCCUCCGAGAAUGUGAUCAACCAAGAGUCAAAGCAGCCUGCACAGGAUGGACAAGUCGUUGCACAGCCCUCAGAAGGCCAAGAAGAUGUCGACGAGGCACCUCUACCACCUGGUUUCCCUGCCGAGGACGACUUUGAUCACUUGAUCUGCUACAAGUGUGUCAGCUCCUUCCCCUGGAUCAAACAAUACGCCGGCCAAGCAGGCUUCCUCGGUCCUAUCUUUCACAAAUCCUCUUCCGACAACACCGAGACUACGACUGACGAGACUACAAAUGAUACAACUCUGCCACCAUCGACCGAGAGCAAGAAGAGGACCGCCCAAGACGAUUCAGAAGUUCUCACGUCUAAGAAGACAAAGGUCGAACCUGAGGGUCAUGUCGCUUCCGAGACCGUCACAUCCGACCCUACAAGCACAAAAGCCACCGUCAACGACGCCCCUCUACAUACCAAACUACCCCCAGCUCCAUCCGGCACCUUCUCCCUCUUCCUCAAACAAGACUUCCGCACACACAUCUGCCGCUGCCCCUCCUGCUUCCCCAACCUGAAAUCCCACCCUCAACUCCUCGAAGAGGAAGAGGCCUACGAACCCCCCGUCUCAGAAAGCGACGAUCAAGAAGCUCAAAACGGACGUGGUGGCAGUGUAGGCUCGGGAAGCACCUAUGAACGCGGCGAAGCUUUGCUCAGCAAUAUGGAUCGCGUCAAGGCUAUCGAGGGCGUCAUGGUGUAUAACCAUCUGCGUGACAGGGUAAAGGCUUUCUUGCAGCCGUUUGCCGAGAGUGGACAAGCUGUUGGAGCAGAAGAUAUCAAGGCUUAUUUCGAGAAGCUGAGAGGUGAUGAGGAGGGCAUCAGGCUCGCUGGAGCUGGAGCUGGUGCUGCCGAUGACGAGCAGGGAGGUCGCUAG